AAAAGCGCUUGAAUCCCAAGCUUAAAAUAGCUGUUCAUGGCUCCAACGAUUUCACCAAGGAAACCGUUGUUUCUCUCUCUAGAUUUCCCACGUUCCACUGGUCGAUGCUUUGGACCGAUCUCUAGGUUUUCGAAGAACGAAGAUCACAAAGAACUUUAUGCUUUUCAGGAGAUCCAAGAACCAGACGACACGAAUUUUCGUUCAGAAUUUCAGUUCAGAGCAUAAGGUGCCACUAACAAGUAAAGGUUUUUGGAUUUUUGAUUUCAAAAAAUAGUGUGGGAAGAAGAAUAUGUCGAUGUUAAGGCGGAGGAAAGCUUCUGAAAACGAGAAAAUUUCGAAUUUGGAGGUUGCUGAAGGGACUGAGAGAAGGGAUGAUGAAGAGGAGAAGAAGGAAAAGGAUGGUAAGGUGAUGAAGAAGAAAGUGAAUGAGAAGAAGAAAUGGUCAUGCGUUGAUAGUUGUUGCUGGUUCAUUGGUUGCAUCUGCUCGAUUUGGUGGUUUCUACUCUUUCUAUACAAUGCGAUGCCGGCUUCCUUUCCUCAAUAUGUGACCGAAGCAAUUUCGGGACCAUUGCCUGAUCCGCCUGGCGUGAAAUUGCAGAAAGAAGGCUUGGAAGCGAAGCAUCCUGUGGUGUUUGUGCCUGGGAUUGUCACUGGUGGGCUCGAGCUUUGGGAGGGGCACCAAUGUGCGGAUGGACUGUUCAGAAAGCGGCUCUGGGGCGGUGCUUUUGGAGAAAUCUACAAGAGACCUCUAUGUUGGGUGGAGCAUAUGUCAUUGGACAAUGAAACUGGACUGGAUCCUUCUGGAAUAAGAGUUAGGCCAGUCACUGGACUUGUUGCAGCAGAUUACUUUGCACCUGGCUAUUUUGUGUGGGCAGUUCUGAUCGCCAAUUUGGCUCGGCUUGGGUAUGAGGAGAAAACAAUGUACAUGGCUGCAUAUGAUUGGAGACUUUCAUUCCAGAACACUGAAGUGCGGGACCAAACCCUGAGCAGGAUAAAAAGCAAUAUAGAACUCAUGGUAACUACAAAUGGUGGGAAAAAGGUGGUUGUUGUUCCACAUUCAAUGGGAGUUCUGUACUUUUUGCAUUUCAUGAAGUGGGUUGAAUCACCAGCUCCAAUGGGUGGUGGUGGUGGUUCAGACUGGUGCGCUAAGCAUAUAAAGGCAGUGAUGAACAUUGGUGGGCCAUUUUUAGGUGUUCCAAAAGCAGUCUCGGGACUCUUCUCUUCCGAAGCCAAGGAUAUUGCUGUUGCCAGGGCAAUGGCACCUGGUGUUUUGGAUAAGGAUGUAUUUGGUCUCCAAACUUUGAAACAUGUAAUGCGGAUGUCCCGCUCUUGGGAUUCGACAAUGUCAAUGAUACCAAGAGGUGGAGACACAAUUUGGGGUGGUCUUGAUUGGUCACCGGAAGAAGGUUAUGUAUGUAGUUCAAGAAAGCAACGAAACAAUGACACAACAGUUGCAGCGAAUAAUGAGACCGAUAAUGUGAUCUCUCAAACAAAAAGUGCAAAUUAUGGGAGGUUAAUAUCAUUCGGGAAAGAUGUGGUAGAAAUGGGUUCAUCUGAGAUUGAGAGGACUGAUUUUCAGGAAAUCAGUAGAUUAAAGGGUGCUAACCUAACAAACAUGACUUGUCGCGAUGUAUGGACGGAGUAUAAUGAAAUGGGCUUGGAAGGUAUCAAAGCUGUGGCGGACUACAAAGUUUACACGGCUGGAUCAAUUUUGGAUCUGCUUCAUUUUGUCGCUCCAAAGAUGAUGAAGCGGGGAGGUGCUCAUUUUUCAUAUGGGAUUGCUGAGGAUUUGGAUGACCCUAAAUAUGAACACUACAAAUAUUGGUCAAACCCCUUAGAAACAAAAUUACCAAAAGCUCCUGACAUGGAAAUCUAUUCUAUGUAUGGAGUUGGUGUUCCCACUGAAAGAGCAUAUGUUUACAAGUCAACAACAACUGCUGCUGAAUGCUACAUUCCAUUUCAGAUUGAUACCUCAGCUGAUGGUGAAAAUGAGGGUAGCUGUCUCAAAGGUGGUGUUUUUUCAGUUGAUGGAGAUGAAACUGUUCCUGUUCUUAGUGCUGGCUUCAUGUGUGCAAAAGGUUGGCGUGGUAAAACCCGUUUCAAUCCAUCAGGAAUUCGAACUUACAUCAGAGAGUAUGAUCAUGCUCCUCCAGCUAAUCUUCUGGAGGGCAGGGGCACCCAGAGUGGAGCUCAUGUUGAUAUAAUGGGAAAUUUUGCAUUGAUUGAAGAUAUCAUGAGAGUAGCUGCAGGGGCUACAGGAGAAGACUUGGGGGGUGAUCAAGCUUACUCUGGUAUAUUCAAGUGGUCUGAGAAAAUCAAUUUGCAGCUAUAGUUUUUGCAGGUUCUGUAGGGAUUUCAAACCUGGGGUGUGGGCUUUGUGGGCCUUGCGACAGACGCACAACCAUUGCAUUUUUUCUCUUGGCUUGAAGUGGGACAAGAUGAGCAGGCUUACCAAAGCAAAGAAAAUCAAAUGACCAUCUUAUGACCACAGUGGGCAUAUAAUUUACUUUACAAUUGGCAUCGUUAGGCGGAGAGACGACAGGUCUGUGAAGUCAGGAUCCCACCAAAGAAAGCCGUAUCAUUUCUGUGAUUUCUUCAGGCUGAGAAUAGCAUGGUAGUUAUGCUUCUGGUUAUUUAGAUUAUUCAGUAGCUUAAAUAUUUCAAAUGUAAGUUGCUAAAGGUCAUUGUUCUAUAUGUAUUCUUUCAAUGAUGUUUCUGUUUGAAUAGGAGGACUACAACUUCCUUGUAAAGUACAGAAUACAAUUUAGCAUCCUUUCACAGGAUUUUUUUAA
Messenger RNA from Macadamia integrifolia, 2792 nucleotides. RefSeq names its product phospholipid:diacylglycerol acyltransferase 1-like. The coding region runs from base 290 to 2332 and encodes 680 amino acids. The record is from RefSeq and is a predicted model, not a curated record. Gene Ontology annotation, cellular component: cytoplasm. Gene Ontology annotation, biological process: lipid metabolic process. NCBI's taxonomy places the organism in Eukaryota, Viridiplantae, Streptophyta, Magnoliopsida, Proteales, Proteaceae. The transcript is spliced from 8 exons.